Messenger RNA from Drosophila ficusphila, 1775 nucleotides. It is a transcript of the gene Regnase-1, whose product is annotated as probable ribonuclease ZC3H12C. NCBI's taxonomy places the organism in Eukaryota, Metazoa, Arthropoda, Insecta, Diptera, Drosophilidae. The transcript has a single exon. The coding region runs from base 148 to 1734 and encodes 528 amino acids. Gene Ontology annotation, molecular function: metal ion binding; RNA endonuclease activity; mRNA binding. The record is from RefSeq and is a predicted model, not a curated record. Gene Ontology annotation, cellular component: nucleus; cytoplasmic ribonucleoprotein granule.
AGCACCUACAAAAACAACAACAACACGGAAGUCUGUAAAUGUAAAUAGACGGAACUUGCUGCAGAGACAGCUAAAAAACACAACAAAUUGAAAUUCUCAAACAUCAAAAGUAAGCCGAGGAAAGAAAGCCAGCCGCUGGUCAAUUAAAUGCGCAUCAAAAUGAAUUGUGAAGUGCAGGAGCAGCAAAAACAUCAGUCACAGCAGCAGCAACAACAACACGGCAGCAGCAGCAACAAGUUGCCAGUGAGAAAGCAGGAGAGCUGCUCCGACGAUGAUGAGAGUCCCAGCCGGACGACGGAGCGCCAGAAUCUGGAGUUUGCCAAGAAGCUGGGCUACAGCGAACAGUCGAUCCACUCUGCCUUAACUCGACUGGGCUCGGAGGCCAAGCAGAAUGAACUGCUCGCAGAGCUAAUAAAGCUGACUGCGGAUGCACCCCGACCCGCCCACAUCGUUGGUGGUCAUCCUGUGUCCAAUUGCGCCAGCAACUCCCCUCAGUCCUCCUCCGCCCUGCGUCACAUCGUCAUCGAUGGCAGCAAUGUUGCCUUGUCACAUGGCAACAACCUGAUCUUCUCCUGCCGCGGCAUUCGCAUCUGCGUGGACUGGUUCCGGCAGCGGGGACAUCGCGAGAUCACUGCAUUUGUUCCCAAUUGGCGUAAAGAGCUGGCCAACAACAACAUCGCCGACCAAGAGGUGCUCUACGAAUUGGAGCACGAACGAUUUUUGGUGUUCACGCCAUCGCGACAUUUGGACGGUAAACGGGUGUCCUGCUACGAUGACCGGUUCAUACUUAAGCUGGCCGUGGAAACUGAUGGCAUUGUAGUGUCCAACGACAAUUACAGGGAUCUAAUCCUGGAGAGCAACGAGUUUCGACGUGUGGUGCAGGAGCGCCUGCUGAUGUACUCGUUUGUCAAUGAUAUCUUCAUGCCACCGGACGAUCCGCUGGGCAGAUCGGGUCCCAAUCUGGAUCUGUUUCUGUGCUCGCAAACGCAACAGAAGAUGGCGGAUGCCCAGCAGCUGUGUCCUUAUGGCAAGAAGUGCACCUACGGGCAAAAGUGCAAGUUCCGGCAUCACAAUCAGGGUCCGCUGCUGCAGCGCCUGCCACUCCAGGCCUCCCACAGUGCUCCCCUGCACACAAAUGGUGGGCAGCAGGUGAUCAGUCCAGGUGGAAAUAACAAUAGCACUGUCAAGAUCAAUUCACUGAUUAGCCGAGAGCCAUUGGGGCGCACCAAGUCCAACACAAUCGAGCAGGUGUGCCAGGGGUUCUCGGCCCAAAUGGAGCUGACCGACGGGUCUAUGGAAUCCAGUCAGCCAAAUCGCCACAAGAAGCUGCAGCGCCAACAGCCGCCGCCCGCCUUUCGCCUCCUGGUGCCCACAUACAGCGCUCCGCUUCAGCAGCAACAGGUUCAUCACCAGCACCAACAGUCCAACUCCAGUUCUAACUAUCACCAUCAGUAUCUGACGCGCACGCCAUCUGCCCCGGUCACGGAUCAGGGAUUGGGUCUGCCACUGCCCGCUCACAACUUCGCCCAUCUGUCCGCCUCCGAUUCGCGAAUAAACGAGGAACUGCACGCCUCCCAGCAACUGCCGCGAGAGGAGCAGCGGCGAUUGCUCCGUUAUCACUUGGGUAGCCUGUUUCCACCGCACCAAGUGCACGCCGUACUGCAACUUUACCCGGAGGAGACCGACGCUAAGGCCAUCUGCGCAGCUAUACUUAAUUUAUUUCCGCAUAAUUAGGCUAGGCUUAAAUUUCAUCAAUAUACUUAGAUGUAUAAUUA